AUGAACAAGUUUGCGCUUGUAUGUUGUAUGGCGUCGUUGGCGCUGACGUUGUUUCUGGCAGCGCUAGACAUCGUGAUCGUAAUCACGUUGUAUGACACGAUCGGCCAGAAAUUCAACGACUACUCCAGUAUCGGGUGGCUCGUGACCGGGUACUCGCUGCCUAACGCGCUGUUCACGCUGCUGUGGGGCCGGUUUGCGUCUCUCUCGGGGCUCAAAACGAGUCUUGUAAUGUCGAUUUUGAUUUUCGAGCUGGGGUCCCUCAUCGUCGCGGUGUCGACCUCCAUGGGCAUGCUGAUCGGCGGCCGUGUCGUGGCCGGUUGCGGCGGCAGCGGUAUCCAGUCGCUCGUUUUUGCGGUGGGCACUUCGCUUGUACAGGAGAAAAAUCGCGGGUUGGUGAUCACCGCGCUGGGACUCGCGUUCGCCAUAGCGUUUGCAGUCGCGCCCAUUAUCGGCGGCGCGUUCACGGAAAACGUCACGUGGCGUUGGUGUUUCUACAUCAAUUUGCCCGUGGGUGGCCUGGCGCUUUUUUUGCUGCUGUGCACCUACAAUCCAACCGGGAAACCCUGGACCCACACCGUGCGCGACAAUGGCCGCGCUGUGAUCCGUGCUCCUUACGGAAACCUGUUCCGGGCCAAGUUUUGGCACGAGUUCUCGCAUUUGCUGUUUUUCAAACUCGAUUUCAUCGGAUUCGCACUCUCUUCCGCCGGGUUCGUGCUUUUUUUGCUCGGUUUCACUUUCGGGGGCACUCAAAACGCAUGGGACUCGGGUACCAUCAUCGCUUACAUCACCGUGGGUGGCAUACUCAUUCUCCUGUUUGUCUUAUUCGAUUUCGUUCUGCUUCCUUGGUAUGGCCGGCGUAACGAACAUUUGCCAGUGAGCCCACUUUUGUCCUGGUCCAUGUGCAAGAUACCGGGCAUUUUCACCAGCUCUUUUGCGAAUUUCUUCUGCUGUUUCGCCUUCAACAUGCAGAUAGUCUACAUCGUCCAGUUCUACCAAAUCGUUCACAAUAAGGGCCCCACCGCGGCCAGUAUGCACAUGUGGGCAUUUUUGGUGCCCGUAAUGCUAUCCAUUAUCAUCAUGGGGAAAGUCAACCAGAAACUGGGGCUCAUCAAACCGGGGAUCGUUGUAGGUGUCGUAUGCGGCGUUGCUGGCUCCGGCGUUCUUACCUUGAUCUCGAACGACUCCACCACGGGCCAAGUCAUUGGCUACAGUAUUAUGCCUGGUAUCGCUUUCGGUAGUAUCAUGCAGGGCUCUUUGCUCAGUGCCCAAGUACAGGUCGAGAAGUCCGACCCACUUUUCCACCCCAAAUUCAUCGAAGCCACUGCGAUCAACACGUUUGCCAAAUCCCUAGGUAUGUCCUUUGGCGGUAUUUUCGCAACUAUGGUCUUCACCAAUUCCGUGCAUGACAAAUUCGUCCAACAUAACCUCGAUUUGUCCGCUUACGGAUCCGUCGAGGGCCUCAUCGUCGCCUCCGAGCACCACUACCAAGGUCCCGACAGUCUCGUGGCCAAGAUUAUCACGGAUGCAAUCAGAAAUGUGUACUACGUGUCCCUGGGUUGCUCGGCGAUCUCGUUCAUGUUCGGAAUUUUCUCCUCCAAUAAGCGCCUAUUCUACAAGCAACCCCAAGACUUGGAGAAGACCGAGACCCAGGACACAAUCGGGAAGAGAGAAUCGGAUUCCGCGCCCUCUUCUGGCCAAGAGGAUAGCCAAUUGGACGGCCAAGAGGAGUGCGUAGCUGAACCCAAGUUGGACAUCUCGUCAACCCGAUAG
This is a messenger RNA of Lachancea mirantina, 1770 nucleotides long. The record is from the annotation of a GenBank genome assembly. Lineage: Eukaryota; Fungi; Ascomycota; Saccharomycetes; Saccharomycetales; Saccharomycetaceae.